AUGAGCGAAUCAAAAUCAAAUCAAAACGUUGUUGCAUUAUCCAAAUCAACUGCAUUAUCAAAUAUUCGACAACCACGACGACGUAUGGCACAAAACUACAUUCUUUUAUGGGUAGAUACCAGCAUCGAUCAAACAAACGAAGAUUAUGAAACUACAUUAAAACAAAUACGAAGUGUUACUAGUGAUGUCAAUGCCUUUACGCAACGAGAUGCAUGCAUCGACUUUCUUACAGAUGCUGAAGAAGACGUUAAGUCUUUUCUCAUUGUCAAAGAUACUAUGUUUCAACAAAUAAUGCCCCUUAUCAAUGAUAUUCCUCAGCUGGAUGGUGUUUAUAUCUUCAAUGAUAUUAAAACCCUACAUGAACAGUGGACAAAAAAAUUCGAUAAAAUCAAGAGCAUUCAUACCAUCGUCGAUGAUCUAUGCCAAGCAUUACAAAUCGGUAUCAAGCAGGUCAAUCGAGACUCAAUAGCCAUGAGUUUUAUCACAAAAAGUGGAAUGGGUCCAAUUGAGAAUUUAAAUCAGUUGGAACCAACCUUUAUGUAUACCCAGCUAUUCAAAGAAAUUCUUCUUGAUAUGCAACAUGGUGAACAGGCCAUCAAAGAUUUUAUUACAUAUUGUCGAGAUCAUGACUGCAUGUCACCAAAAUAUAUUGAUCGUUUUGAGAAAGAAUACAGUUCUCAAUCCGCUAUUUGGUGGUAUACUUUUCCAUCCAAUAUCUAUUCAAUGCUCAAUUAUGCACUUCGCUCGAUGGAGGCCGAUACUAUUAUUAAUAUGGGUUUUUUUAUCCAUGACCUUCAUCAGCAAAUCCAACAACUGCACCAGCAACAGAUUAAUAGUUAUCAUGGCAAAUCAUUCAUAGUUUACCGUGGACAAGGUCUAUCCAAAACAAAUUUCGAGAACCUUCGAAAAGCACAAGGUGGCUUGGUGUCCUUCAAUAACUUUUUAUCCACUAGUACGGAACAAGACAUCGCUCUUGGACUUGCUUAUAGUGCGUCAGAAAACGUGGAUAUGGCUGGCAUUUUAUUUAUAAUGUCCAUUGAUCCUUCUAUUAUAUCAGCACCAUUUGCCUCUAUCAAAGAGAGGAGUUAUUUUAAGGAAGAAGAUGAAAUUCUCUUCUCAAUGCAUACCGUCUUUCAAGUAGUCGCAAUUAAACAAAUGGACAAUGAGAAUCAACUUUAUCAAGUUGAAUUACAAUUAACAUCGGAUGAUGAUCAGCAAUUACGAUUACUUACUGAUCGGAUACGAGAAGAAGCUGGUGAUGGUACUGGAUGGCGAAGAUUGGGUAACUUAUUAAUUACAAUUGGUCAAUUUAACAAAGCUGAAGAGCUUUAUAACGUAUUACUCGAACAGACAUCUGAUGAACAUGAAAAAGCGAUUUAUUAUGGUUGUCUGGGAUAUACCAAAGAUUACCAGGGUGAUUAUGAAAAAGCUAUUUGGUAUAACAAAAGAUCACUUGAAAUAUAUCAAAAAACUCUUCCUUCAGACCAUCAUUCGUUGGCUAACCUACACAACAACAUCGGUUGUGUGUACAACGCCAUGGGUGAGAACUUAAAAGCACUUUCAUUUCACGAAACAGCAAUUGAAAUUCGAGAAAAAACUCUUCCUUCAAAUCAUCCUUUUUUGGCUUCUUCAUACGGCAACAUUGGUAAUGUGUAUAACCACAUGCGAGAAUACUCGAAGGCACUUUCAUUUUACGAAAAAGCAAUUGAAAUUCACCAAACAAUUCUUCCUUCGAAUCAUCCUUCAUUGACCACUUCAUAUAAUAACAUCGGUGUGGUGUAUAGUCAGAUGGGAGAAUACUCAAAAGCACUUUCAUUUUUCGAAAAAGCACUUGAAACCUUUCAAAAAACUCUUCCUUCUAAUCAUCCUGAUUUGGCUUCGUCAUAUAGCAGCAUCGGUAGUGUCUAUCACUACAUGGGAGAGUACUCGAAAGCACUUUCAUUUCACGAAAAAGCAAUUGAAACCUUUCAAAAAACUCUUCCUUGUAAUCAUCCUUCAUUAGCUAUUUCAUACAACAACAUCGGUGUGAUAUAUAGCCAGAUUGGUGAGUAUUUAAAAGCACUUCCAUAUUUAGAAAAAGUAUUUGAAAUUCGACAAGAAAUUCUUCCUGAAAAUCACCCUGAUUUGACUACUUCUUACAACAGCAUUGGUGAUGCGUAUAGCCAGAUAGGACAUUACUCAAGAGCACUUUCACUUUACAAAAAAGCACUUGAAAUUCGACAAAAAACUCUUCCUUCAAAUCAUCCGGAUUUUGCGCAGUCAUACAAUCGCAUCGGUACUAUGUAUGAAAACAUGAGAGAGUGCUCGAAAGCACUACCAUUUUACGAAAAAGCAAUUGGAGUUCAUCAAGAAACUCUUCCUUCAAAUCAUCCUUCAUUGACCACUUCAUAUAAUAACAUCGGUAUGGUGUAUAGUCAGAUAGGAGAGUACGAAAAAGCACUUUCAUUUUUCGAAAAAGCACUUGAAACCUUUCAAAAAACUCUUCCUUCUAAUCAUCCAGAUUUGGCUGCUUUAUGUAACAACAUUGGUUUUGUGUAUAAAUUUAUGAAAGACUAUUCGAAAGCACUAUCAUAUUUUGAACGGGCUCUGGACAUAUGGCAACGUGUAUUACCUCCAGCUCAUCCUAAUAUCCACGAUGUGAAAGAGAGUAUUGAAAUUGUAAAAAAAGAAACUAUAAAGAAUGGUUGA
Adineta steineri is the source of this 2688-nucleotide messenger RNA. The record is from the annotation of a GenBank genome assembly. Lineage: Eukaryota; Metazoa; Rotifera; Eurotatoria; Adinetida; Adinetidae.